Molecule: messenger RNA, 508 nt
Organism: Armigeres subalbatus
Lineage: Eukaryota; Metazoa; Arthropoda; Insecta; Diptera; Culicidae
Exons: 2
Coding region: 44-433 (129 amino acids)
Source: RefSeq, a predicted model, not a curated record
UCAUGUUGCACUCGUCGACAGUAUUCUGUUCUUACCAGAAACGAUGUCCUUACAAACGUUCCGACUGUGUCUCUGUUUCGGACUACUGGCGACGCUGUUCCAAUCAGUGAACUGCCUCAAAUGUAUGUACUGCAAAAGUGACCUUCACGAGGAAGCGUGCGAUGCCGUUGGCAAGCGGAUUACCUGCACCGAGGACAACGCCUACGAACACUUUCGUUAUUUGCAGCGACUGAACAAGGAUUUGGUGGAACCGCGCCGUAACGAAGGCUAUGCCUGUAUGAAAAUUAAAGUCGGCAACCACCGGCUGGUGAAGGGAUGCAUCUACUCCAAUCUACCGAUGUGUGGAGUUUUCCGAAAGCGAGCCAAACCCUGCUCAACCUGCAUCGAUGACGAUUGCAACACAGUGAAGUAUCGCGAUUUCUAUUUGAACUAGUUUGUGCCUAGCUGCUGAUCCGAUCCAAAUCAUUCAUAUGCAAAUACAUGCGGAUGCCUGAGGAAGUGACAUCAA